AUGUCCGUCCUACAGCAUGUCAUCCCACAACCCGGCCCUCCUUUGCGGCGAUGGAAGUGGGCCGCGGCGGAAAAUCUGGCAGAGAACAAGGCGAAUGUCGAGGGGCUGAAGACCAUGGCGAAGAAGAUGGUGGACGAUGAAGUCCUCCAGGGACGAGAGGCAAAUGAAGUGAAGCGCUCCGAGCCUUUCAGGGAGAUUGUUGCGGCUGUCGACUUUGGGAUGACAGAAGGCAAGGAGCUGGAUGCAAGAAGGACAAGACUAAAUGCUGCUGCUGAUACAGCGCGAGCAGCAUUAGCUGCGCCACUCGGGGCGCCCGCGAGCACUCAGUUGCCAGCACCACGAGCGCAGUUCCAGUCGCGACCGCCGACCCCUUCUGGUGUCCCAGCCACAGUACCCUACGCAGUACCAUCUGCUUUCACUGGCCAUCUUCCACCAGUCGCACGGGCGCCCUUCGCCGUCCCCGGCCAAUUCGCAGCACCAGGACCGAUCACUCACAACAUCCAAUACCACGGUCAUUCAUUGCAACCAACGCAGGUCCAGGACGAAGACAACAUCGUGGUGAAGCACACAGAGCGCCCGAAUCGCACCAGCUCAGUUGUGCAGGGUAGCUCGGCCCAGAAGAGUCGUAGACCGCCGAUCAAGCGAGAGGAGACUCAGGACAGCGUGCUUUCAGAGUAUGACAGCCCCACGUCGAACCGCAAGCAGGCCAAGAAGAAGGUCAAACAGGAAGCUCCUCCACCGAAAGAGGAAUCGUCUUCUGUACGACGCAGUGCUCGGACUCGCGGAAAGCGAAUCAGCUAUGCUGAACAGUCCGACCCAAUCUCGAGGACACCUUCUCCAGAAAAGUCGGACCACUCAUCUUUUUCACCACAGAAAUCCGACGUUUCCGAGCGAUCGAUUCAAGACCGGCGGAAGAGCGCCAUGAACCCAUCGCCGUUGAAGAACGAGAUGUCCGCGAGUCACUCGUCCAACUCUCUAGUAGACAAGAUUGCGGAGUGGAGCAGACGAGGUGGCGGUGUUCCUGCGAAGACGCCGACUCCUGUGCAUGCUGUCCCACAGAGCGGUCAUACCAUGCAGGCGAACGCCAAUGCUCCGGGAACCAACUUCACCUUACCACCACCUCCGGACUACCCUUCGAACCGCCGCUCGGGCUGUCCCUCCAAUUUUGCCACCGUGGCGCCUGGUGACUUCAUCUCAACGGGAAAUGCCAACAAUCAGCCGGGCUACGGUGACUCAAAGCCUGCGCCUGAUCGACAGAUCGCUUACCCCUUUUCAACGAUGCCGCACAUGGCCCCAGUCACCGCGCAGGGCCAAGGUUCGCCCGACUACGGUACCAACACCGGCCUGCCACCUCAAUAUCAACAGCAGUCGUAUGCCCAGACUCCAGCACAGGCUCAAGCAUCUUCAUACUCUCGAUCUGACCCUCGCAUCUUCAGCAGUGCGCAGACAAAAUCUCGUCCACCACAAGACCCGCAGGCUAUGGAAGAGAUGAGGCGACGCAAGGAGGCACGAGUUCAGCAAGGCGAGGUGCCAAACAUCAAUGAUGGAUCGUCGCAGAGCGUGCCUACAAGAACGUUUCACGUGCAAGCGAGCACGAACGACCCAUUCACCACCUUCUCACCAGAACGCAUGGCAAAGAUGAUCUUCGCCGAGGGCACGGUCGCUCUCCCACGCUCAAGCAAAGAGCACGGAAUGGCCGCGGCUUUGCAAAACUUGAAAACCACUCCGAGCCCCAUCAAGCGCUCUCUACCCUCAUUCACUUCGACUUCCGGCCAGACGCCUCCUUCAUCGAAACGCGCCCGGCUAUCAUCCAAUUUUGCUCCUACCCAGGACGGUGAUCCAUUCAAAGCACACGAUGGCGGAACACUCGUACCGUCGAGAAGGCCAUCGGCGAAGAAAACGCCGAAAAAACGCACCGCUUCCGGCACGCCGCAGAAACGUACGCCAAGCCGAGCAAUGAGCGACGUUAGUCGGAUGAGCGGCCUUGGACGCAGUGGAGGACCUCACGAGUCUAGUACGGGAAAAGUGCCAUCGAGCUUGAAGAGAGACUGGGCUGCGCAGGAGGUCACUGUAGGAGCAGAGUACGUUCCCACACCCAGUCGCGGAUCGGGACUGAAUGCGGAGCAGUACCAGCAGGGUAUGAGUACGAUUCGAGGGACGGGUCCACUGGGAGGCCUGAUCGUCCAGCCGAAUGGCCAGUCACAGAAAGACCAAUCCCAGUACAAUCGGCUAGAAAGUGUGCAGCGCCAAGUCAACGAUAUGCACACCCAGUACGGCGGAACGAAUCCACCGCACAAUGGACAAUACCCAACGACCGGUGCACAGCAAUCCGAGAGAACAUAUACCUCCCUCCCCGGCUUGAGUAUGAAUGUCGACUCGGGGACGAUGACGAAUAUGGUCGCCACGAACGAUAUGGCAGGAGGACAACACGACUUUGGUUUCCCGGACGAUUUGUCGGCGCUGGGGAAUUUGGACUGGGAUUUUGGGGAGGCGGCGAUGGGUGGGUUUGGGCAUGUUGAUGGGGGUUGA
Zymoseptoria tritici IPO323 is the source of this 2529-nucleotide messenger RNA. RefSeq lists its product as uncharacterized. Lineage: Eukaryota; Fungi; Ascomycota; Dothideomycetes; Mycosphaerellales; Mycosphaerellaceae. The coding region runs from base 1 to 2529 and encodes 842 amino acids. The record is from RefSeq and is a predicted model, not a curated record. The transcript has 3 exons.